Messenger RNA from Fraxinus pennsylvanica, 1308 nucleotides. Lineage: Eukaryota; Viridiplantae; Streptophyta; Magnoliopsida; Lamiales; Oleaceae. The record is from the annotation of a GenBank genome assembly.
AUGGCUAUGGGUGCCUCAGUUUCGACAGCAAUUGGAGGUGUUAAUGGAGUAGUGUUGAAAGUGAAUGGUUCUCACCCAAGAACCACCUUUUAUGGCAAGAGGCUAAAUGUAGUGUCCCCUAAAGCAAUCGACGACAAGAUUUCGUCCAGGAGUUUUAAGGUUGUAGCAGAAGUUGAUGAGAAGAAACAGACGGACAAGGACAGAUGGAAGGGGCUUGUAACCGAUGAAUCUGAUGACCAGCAGGAUAUCACCAGAGGAAAGGGAAUGGUGGACACACUGUUUCAAGCUCCCAUGGGCAGUGGUACUCACCAUGCAAUCAUGAGUUCCUAUGACUACAUCAGUGCCGGUCUUCGCCAAUACCAAUUUGAUAAUAAUAUGAAUGGCUACUACAUUGCCCCUGCUUUCAUGGAUAAGCUCGUUAUUCACAUAGCCAAGAACUUCAUGAACCUGCCAAACAUCAAGGUUCCACUCAUAUUGGGGAUAUGGGGAGGUAAAGGUCAGGGGAAAUCAUUCCAGUGCGAGCUUGUUUUUGCUAAAAUGGGAAUCAACCCAAUUAUGAUGAGUGCUGGAGAAUUGGAAAGUGGAAAUGCUGGAGAGCCUGCUAAACUGAUUAGGCAAAGGUACCGUGAGGCAGCCGACAGAAUUGCAAAGGGAAAGAUGUGUGUCCUCUUCAUCAAUGAUCUUGAUGCAGGGGCUGGUAGACUUGGUGGAACUACACAAUAUACAGUCAAUAACCAGAUGGUGAAUGCAACCCUUAUGAACAUUGCUGAUAAUCCAACCAAUGUUCAGCUCCCCGGUAUGUACAACAAACAGGAGAAUCCUCGGGUCCCUAUUAUAGUCACCGGAAAUGACUUCUCAACGCUGUACGCCCCUCUUAUCCGGGAUGGUCGUAUGGAGAAGUUCUACUGGGCACCAACUAGAGAAGACAGAAUUGGUGUUUGCACGGGUAUCUUCAGGACAGAUAACGUGCCUAGAGAGGACAUUGUAAAACUUGUUGACGCUUUCCCUGGACAAUCUAUUGAUUUUUUCGGUGCCAUAAGAGCAAGAGUGUAUGACGAUGAAGUGAGGAAGUGGAUCGCAAGUGUUGGUGUAGAAAAUGUUGGGAGAAAACUCGUAAAUUCCAGGGAGAAACUCCCAGAAUUUGAGCAACCAAAAAUGACUGUCGAAAAGCUCCUCGAGUAUGGAUCCCUGCUUGUCCAAGAGCAGGAGAAUGUGAAGAGAGUCCAAUUAUCAGACAAGUACUUGAAGGAGGCAGCACUUGGAGAUGAAAAUGAGGAUGCCAUCAACAAUGGAACUUUCUACAAAUAA